Neltuma alba is the source of this 869-nucleotide messenger RNA. RefSeq names its product thioredoxin-like 2, chloroplastic. Lineage: Eukaryota; Viridiplantae; Streptophyta; Magnoliopsida; Fabales; Fabaceae. Gene Ontology annotation, biological process: cell redox homeostasis. The record is from RefSeq and is a predicted model, not a curated record. Gene Ontology annotation, cellular component: chloroplast.
CUCCUUCUUAUUCUCAUGUGAAUCCAGUCUUUGGAUCUUCUUCCUCUUCUCUGUAAAUGGCUGAUAUUAUUCGAUUACAGUAUCAGCCACUUCGAUUCUCUUCUCUCUCUUCCCUUCUUUUCUCGUCUUUCAGAAAUUCACCUCCUGUUCAGUGCUCAACUAAGAGGGUUUUCCCUGUUUCGUAUUCUUCUAUAGCUGCUGGUCUUGCCUCACUUGCUUUUACACCCAGCAAGCGGUUGCUCUCCUUCAAGGUAUCUGCAACUGUUGCUGAAACUAAUCAGCCAAAAUGGUGGGAAAAGAAUGCACCAAAUAUGAUUGACAUUCACUCCACUCAAGAAUUUGUAGAUGCUUUAAGUCAAGCUGGAGAUAGACUAGUCAUUGUUGAAUUUUAUGGCACUUGGUGUGCAUCUUGUCGAGCAUUGUACCCCAAGCUCUGCAGAACAGCUGAAGAACAUCCGGAAAUCGUCUUCCUAAAAGUAAAUUUUGAUGAGAACAAGCCAAUGUGUAAGAGUAUGAAUGUGAAAGUACUUCCUUACUUCCACUUUUAUCGAGGUGCUGAUGGGCAGCUGGAGUCGUUUUCGUGCUCACUUGCCAAGUUUCAAAAAAUAAAGGAUGCCAUUGAGAUGCAUAAUACAGCUCGAUGCAGCAUUGGUCCACCUAAAGGAAUUGGCGAUCUGAAAAUUGAGCCUCCCUUUGCUCCGAAGGAUACGUCAGCUGAAUCAACUAAAGAAUAGCAUCAACGAAUUGCGGUGAAUUGUGUGACCCCUUUGUUGUUGCACAAGGAGAAACCCCAGGAAAAGGUUGCGCCCCACAGAAACUUAAGUUAUGAAAGAUACCUUCUCUAUUCUGUAUAUUUACUUUGUUUUUAC